CUGUGAUUUUGAGGAUGAUUUAUGUUUAUGGCAAAAUAUUGUUAGUGAUAUAAAUUCAAAAUUAUCAAGCAAUAUAAAAAGAAAUCAUAAUGUGACAGGAGUCCAGUAUGUGAGCAUGUUGGAUGAUAAUUUGGACUGGCUUCGACAUGUAGCAGAAACUGCAUUUGGACCUAAUUCCGAUCAUACUAUUGGCAAAGAAGGACAUUAUCUUAUACUCGAUCCUCGAUUUCCACAUCAGGAGAGAGAGAGAGCUAUACUUAUGUCGGAACGUCUGUUUACAACCACUUCAGUUUGUUUUAAGUUUUGGUAUUUUAUCAAAGACGGAUUUCCAAAUGGAGCUGAAAUUAGAGUGUUUAGAAGUAAUAAUUAUUCAGAUGCAAGUCAAGUUGAAAUGUUUAAACAAUCUACCAAUGAAACAUGGAAGUUUGCCAAAGUACUAAUUGAACCUGAAUCAGAUGAUGAUUCAGUUAAGAAAGAAUUUUGGGACAUUAUCUCAUACUCGAUCCUCGAUUUCCACAUCAGGAGAGAGAGAGAGCUAUACUUAUGUCGGAACGUCUGUUUACAACCACUUCAGUUUGUUUUAAGUUUUGGUAUUUUAUCAAAGACGGAUUUCCAAAUGGAGCUGAAAUUAGAGUGUUUAGAAAUGAUGAUUCANGUUGUUGGAGUUGUUGGACAAGACCAAUAUUCAUUUGCUGCUAUUGAUGAUUUUGAAGUCACUGAUGGCACUUGUUCAGAUGACGGGCCAAAAUUAUUCGAUUGCGGUAACAAAGAAACAGUUUUAAUGGAAAAAGUCUGCAAUUUUAUUAAAGAUUGUACAACUGGUAAAGAUGAAGAAGACUGUGGAGCAUGUGAUUUUGAAAAUGGACAAUGUGGUUGGUAUACACAAUGCCCCAACUCCGGAUACUGUUGGAAAAGACGAAAAAAUGAAGGUGACUCUGGUGCAGUUCAUGAUCAUACAAACAGUGACGGAAGCGUUAUAGGACAUUAUCUUAUACUCGAUCCUCGAUUUCCACAUCAGGAGAGAGAGAGAGCUAUACUUAUGUCGGAACGUCUGUUUACAACCACUUCAGUUUGUUUUAAGUUUUGGUAUUUUAUCAAAGACGGAUUUCCAAAUGGAGCUGAAAUUAGAGUGUUUAGAAGUAAUAAUUAUUCAGAUGCAAGUCAAGUUGAAAUGUUUAAACAAUCUACCAAUGAAACAUGGAAGUUUGCCAAAGUACUAAUUGAACCUGAAUCAGAUGAUGAUUCAGUUAAGAAAGAAUUUUGGAUUUAUGUUGUUGGAGUUGUUGGACAAGACCAAUAUUCAUUUGCUGCUAUUGAUGAUUUUGAAGUCACUGAUGGCACUUGUUCAGAUGACGGGCCAAAAUUAUUCGAUUGCGGUAACAAAGAAACAGUUUUAAUGGAAAAAGUCUGCAAUUUUAUUAAAGAUUGUACAACUGGUAAAGAUGAAGAAGACUGUGGAGCAUGUGAUUUUGAAAAUGGACAAUGUGGUUGGUAUACACAAUGCCCCAACUCCGGAUACUGUUGGAAAAGACGAAAAAAUGAAGGUGACUCUGGUGCAGUUCAUGAUCAUACAAACAGUGACGGAAGCGGAUAUUAUAUGUUGGCUCGUUACAAUCAGAGUAUUCAAAGUGAUAAUAUAAAAACAGAAUUAUUUGGUCCUAAAAUACAACAGUCAUCAUCCUAUUGUUCACUAGAAUUUUGGUACAACUUUUAUGGAAAAAAAAAGAUGGAUGUAUAUUUAAACUUAAACAAUAGAACAAAAAUGAAAAUGUGGGUAAAUUCCAGAACAAAAAGAUUGACCUGGUAUAAAGGAAUUGCUUUUAUUGGACGAGUGUAUCGUCCAUUUACGCUCAGUUUUGUGGCUAGAAGAAGUGAUGAUUCUAAAGAAUAUGCUGCAGUUGAUGAUAUCUCAUUUACUAACUGUGAACAACCUGCACCUUCAAGAUAUUGUGAACAAAAUAACUUUUUUCUUUGUGAUAAUAAAGUCUGCAUAAGUAAAGAAAAUGUGUGUGAUUAUACAGAUAACUGUGGUGAUAAUAGCGAUGAAAAUAAAUGUGGUAAGAAUUUUGUGGCUAGAAGAAGUGAUGAUUCUAAAGAAUAUGCUGCAGUUGAUGAUAUCUCAUUUACUAACUGUGAACAACCUGCACCUUCAAGAUAUUGUGAACAAAAUAACUUUUUUCUUUGUGAUAAUAAAGUCUGCAUAAGUAAAGAAAAUGUGUGUGAUUAUACAGAUAACUGUGGUGAUAAUAGCGAUGAAAAUAAAUGUGAAAUGUAUGUAUCUCGUUGCAAUUUUGAUACGUCAUUCUGUGAUUGGUCUGUUGAUGACAAUACAAAUGGUAAAUGGACUCUUCAAAAUGGUUUUUCUCAGUUAAGUAAAGGACCUACAAGAGAUCAUACAACUAAUACAAAGCAUGGAAAAUUUCUUUAUUUUUUUGGAGAACAGAAUAAGGAUAAAACUGCGAGGUUACUAGGACCUACAUUCCAAAAAUCUAGCACUUGCCAGAUGAGAUUUCAUUAUGAUGUUUAUGGCUAUGCAAGUAGAGAUGAUAUCAUGUCUUUAAGAAUUUCAACAAAAAUAUAUGACGGUGGUGACUUAAAGACUAUUUGGAAUAGGAAAACAGAAACAGAAGGUUAUUAUUUUACUCCCCAUUCAAUAACAUUUAAUGAAACUUCAACUUUUCAGGUUGUUAUUGAAGGUCAAAUAUUCUUUACAAAAGAUCAAACAAUAUAUUUAGCAUUAGAUGAUAUAUCAUUCACUCCAGACUGUUUAUUAGAAAUAGGUCCUUUACUAACUAGUCCACCACCAGCAUCUACUACUCCAGAAGUUGUCAUAUGUACUGAAAGAGAAACUAUGUGCAAGUCCAAUGAUCAGUGUGUUGAAAAUUAUCAGAUAUGUGAUUUUGAAAAGCAAUGUACAGAUGGGUCAGAUGAAUCAGACUGUGGAGAAUGUGACUUUUCUGAAAGUAUGUGUGGUUGGACAAAUACGCAAGAUACUACUUACAUGUGGGAGAGAGUUCAAGCAAGUAUAUUUACAGCUGAUAAAACUACAGCACCUGAAUAUGACAGUUCCAAAAAUAAGACUGGAUGGUUUGCUGUUCUCGCUGGUAAAAACUCAGGUAUGUUUUCACUUCCUGCUUCAAUGAGAACGCCAAUAUUGCAAUCCACAAGUUACAGCUGUAGAGUGGAAUUUUAUUAUCACUUUAACAGUAAAGGUUAUCUUCGGUUGAAUAUGGUUAAUUCAACUGAUAAAUAUGAUAGUAAACUGUUUUUUGAGGUAACGUCAGCUCAAGGAAAAGAAUGGGUGAAAGCAAGUAUUCAAAUUAGUAACUUUCCAGCAGGGUACCAGCUUGAAAUAGUUUCCUCCCCAAGAAGAACUUGGUUUUUUACAUCAGUUGCAGAUGUUGCUGUUGAUGAUAUUCGAUAUGUACACUGUAAUCCAAGAAUAAGUUAUGGUUUAAAUUUAAAUUGUACGUUUGAAGAAGAAGAAUGUAAUUGGUAUAAAAAAAACGACGGAACUGAUUUUGAAUGGAUGUUAGGAAAAAGUUCUAGAAGUGCUUUUGAUAAUGGACCAAAAAGUGAUCAUAGUGGUAGAGGUUAUUAUAUGUUCAUUGGUGGAACUAGAGAUUAUAAACGUGGUGGAAGAGCCCAUUUAAUUUCGCCACCUCAAAAUUCAACUACUGCUGGACGUUGUUUAAUUUUAUGGUACCAUAUGUUUGGAAAUUUAGUUGGUACUCUAAAUAUUAUUGUAGAUACAGUGAAUGGAAAUGAUACAGUUUGGUCACGAUCCGGAUCACAGGCACAUUCUUGGAAAAUGGCUCAGAGAACAAUAAAAAGCAGUUAUAAUCAUACGAUAAUUAUUGAAGGAAUAAUGGGAAGUGAUACUAAUAAAAUAAUUGCUAUUGAUGACAUAUCAUUCUGGGAAAAACCAUGUCCUCCUGCAGUUGAGUGUGAUUUUGAAUUGGAUUCGUGCGAUAUGGAAAUGAAAGGCUGGGAAAGACGCAAAGGAAAAAAUAACAUUCCAUCAAGAGAUCAUUCAACUAAUACAAGUACAGGUCAGUAUGCAGUGCUGACAAAAGAAGAAGGAUGGAUUACUAGUCCACUUUAUGCUGCUAAAAUGGCCAAUCACUGUCUUCGUUUUUGGUAUUUUCUUGAAGGCAAACGUACCGACAUAUUAGAAAUUCUUAAACUAACUUUUAAGCCAAAAACUACAAUUUCAAUAUGGAAAGAAACUGGAGAUUCAAAUUAUUUGGGUGAAUGGUUGUAUAGUAUGAUCACUGUAAACAUGAAUGCUUCAGAAACUCAGAUAACGUUUCAUGGUAUAAAGAAAUCGAGUAAAAGUGUCAUAGCUAUUGACGACGUGAAAUUUUUGGAAGGCACUUGUCCUCCACCUGGACAUUGUAAUUUCGAAGCAGAUAUGUGUACUUGGAGAAGUCUUCCUUCUCCGUUUAGUGUAGGAGGAAGGUGGUUAAGAGUAUCUGGUUCAGAAUUAGGUUCUCGUUAUGACUUACCUGUUGACCAUACCACAAACAGUUAUGAUGGCUGGUAUUUGCAACUUACAAACACCAGAUCAUAUUCAACCGACGUGACUGCUGUCCUUGAAAGUGAACAUCUGCAUUAUAGUCCAACAAUGUGCAUUAGUUUGUGGUAUUAUUCGGGAGGUUUUCUAGGAAACAGAGGAUUAAGUAUAAGUUACGUAGAUCAUGAAUCUGGUAAGAAAGCAUCAAUUAGCAAUGUAACUAAUUUUCGUAACUUGUGGAUAAAGCAUGAACAGUUGGUAACAAAUAUGCCAGAAGCAUAUAGAUUAUACAUCUUAGGAGAGAAGGAUGCCUUUUUUGAUUUUGUACAUGCAAUUGAUGAUAUUUAUGUAGACAGAAACUGUGAAGAAGUUACUACUAUUUCUCCGCUUCCAACAGCAGUACCUAGCAAUUGGAUGUGUAACUUUGAAUCUAUGUCACAAUGUUCGUGGAAACUUGACGAUUCUUGGAAAGUGAAACAAGCUAAAGCAGCAAUAUUUGAUAAGAAAGGACCAUCUCUUGAUAAUACUCUAAAGAGUUCAUAUGUACCUAGCAAUUGGAUGUGUAACUUUGAAUCUAUGUCACAAUGUUCGUGGAAACUUGACGAUUCUUGGAAAGUGAAACAAGCUAAAGCAGCCAUAUUUGAUAAGAAAGGACCAUCUCUUGAUAAUACUCUAAAGAGUUCAUAUGGUUAUUAUGCAUAUUUUAAUCCAGCAAAGAAAUCAACAGCAGGUGAAAUAGUUAGUCAGAUAGUCCCUGGUGAAGUAAAUUCUUACUGCUUUCAAAUGUGGUAUUAUUUGAAUAGUCCUGAACAAGUUUCUUUAACUAUGUUCCUGUUGCAAAAUAAAAAAUACAUUGGACCAUUAAUGCAAUUAAAAAAUAAUCAAAUUGGCGAUUGGCAGUUUGCAUCAUAUCAUAUAGACAUAAAUAUAAAUGCUUCUGUAGUUCUCAGAGCAAAAAAGAAAUCUAUUAAUAUUGGAGAUAUUGCUGUAGAUGAUUUGAUAAUAACUGAAGGAAAUUGCCCUGUUUCUUUAAAUACACUUUGUGAUUUUGAAAAUGAAGACCUCUGUGGUUAUUCAAUGGAAUCACCUGACUAUAUCGCUUGGGAAAGAAUAAAUGGAUCGGCAUCAGAUCCAAAACUGGGUCCAGAAUUUGAUCAUACAUUUGGCUCAAAUGAUGGUCAUUUCAUGAUUGUGAAAUCAUCUCAGAAAGGUCGGAGACCAUUUGGGAAUUCUGCGUAUUUGAUAACUCCUCCUUUACCACAGUCAGGAAAUGAAGAUUUCUGCAUUCAGUUUUGGUACUUUGUACAUGGUUCUGAUAUCGGUGGAUUAAAUUUAUAUAUAAAGCCAAAAGAUGGAAUUAUAGAUACUCCUAAAUGGGUUAUAAAAGGAAACCAUGGAGGCAAAUGGAGAAUUGCUCAAGUUUCUGCUCUGUCAGCUAAUGGACAUGAAAUUGUUUUUGAAGCUGUUACUAAAAAACUCAAUAGUGGUGAUAUAGCAUUAGAUGAUGUCAUUAUUAAAAAUGAAAAAUGUCCUCCACAAGGCAACUGUGAUUUUGAAUAUGAUUUAUGUACUUGGCAAAAUGUACAAGAAGGUACAGAUGUACAAUGGAUACGUAACAGAGGAUCUACGGCAACUGAAGGUACUGGACCUGUUACAGAUCAUACACGAGGAGAUGAAAAAGGUUAUUACAUCUAUAUUAAAGCAUCCAAUCCAGCGGGAAAAAGAAAUUUGGUAGGAAUUCUUGAAUCCGAAUAUUUCGAGAUGACAAGAAAUCAGUGUUUAUCAUUUUGGUUUCACAUGUAUGGAGAUGAUAUGGGUUCUUUACAAGUGAAUAUUACUUCCCUAGACAGUAAAACGGAUAAAAUUACAAGUAACAAGCUUUUUUAUCGCGAAGGAAAUCAGGAAAAUGAAUGGAAAGCUAUACAUUUGAAUUUAAAUAAAAAUAAAUUAGGAAUUGAUGAUGGAUAUCAAAUACUAUUUAUUGGAACUACGAAAGGAAACUUAAGCGAUAUUGCUAUUGAUGAUAUUUCCAUAAAAAAUGAAUCGUGUAGUGAUGUUCAAGAUAAUAAAUUUGAUUGUCAUGAAGUUAAUACGUCCAUAGAUAUAGAUAAAGUAUGUGAUUUCGAAAUAGAUUGCAAAAUCUCUAAAGAAGAUGAGAUGAACUGCGGUAAUUGUGACUUUGAACACGGAUUUUGUGGCUGGACAGUUGAUAAUUAUUUCAAUUAUAAUUCAGGAUGGGAAAGAAAGAAUGGUUCGUCGUCGUCAUCGACAUCAUUUUACGGUGGAUUUCCUACUGUCGAUACAACAACUAAUUCAUCUUCUGGAUGGUAUGCAUAUUUAUCUAGAGGAUAUACUUCAUUACUUAUUAGUCCAGGAAAUGAACGCAGUUUUAAAAGAUCUGGAUCCACUUGUAAAAUGACAUUUUGGUAUUAUCUUUCAAAAUGUUCUACAGCAAAUAUUAAAAUAAAAAAAUCUAUUGGAAAUAGUGAAAGUACAAAUUGGUUAAUUCAAAAUGAUCAAGGAAAUAGUUGGAAUGAAGGAAUAGCUUAUAUUGGCAGUACAAAAAAAGAAUUUCUAAUUAAAAUAUCUGGUGGAUAUUCAUAUGGAACAUGUUAUAUUGCAAUUGAUGAUAUUAAUUUUAAAGAUUGUGGUUUCCCAGAAAAAGCAGAUGAAUGUGAAGAUGGAGAAAUUAGAUGCCCAAAAAGUUUAGCCUGUGUAUCUGAGGAUGUAUUCUGUGAUUUUACUGAUGAUUGUGGAGAUAAUUACGACGAAUCGGAAGAAGUGUGCGCUAAAUAUUCAAACUGCACUUUUGAAUUUGGAAGUCUCUGUGAAUGGAAACCAAAGCCUGAUAGUAAAUAUAAAUGGGAAGUUGUGUACUCUAGGAAUUACAGACUAACUGCUAAUAUUGGACCAAUGAAUGACCAUACGGAACAACUUGAUGGAAAAGGUCGUUAUCUUAUGUUACGUUCUAUUUACUCUUAUUCAUCAGAUAUAAUAAAGGCUUGGCAUGUAAGUCCUAAUUAUAUCGUGAAAAAAGAUAGUGUUUGUUCUCUUCGAUUUUAUUACUAUUUAUUUGGAGAAGGAUUUAAAUUGAGUUUAUAUUCAGAAUAUGAAGAAAAUGGAUGGUCAUGGAAACCAUUAUGGCAAAAACAUGAAAAUGUGGGACAAGUUUGGGAGCGUGCAGAAGUCUCAAUUACAGAUAAUAGACCUUUUCAUUUUAUACUUGAAGGUGACAUUGGUAAUGCCGGAUCAGAAAUAGCAAUUGAUGAUAUAAGUAUUACACCAGGUUGUAUAUAUUAUAACGAGUCUCUUCCGACUCCAAAGCCAACACCAAGGCCAACUGUAUAUCCUUGCAGGGAAAAUGAAUUUAAAUGUAUCACUGGUUCUGUUGUUUGUAUAACUAAAGAUAAAAAAUGUGAUCUUCUUAUAGAUUGUGAUGAUGGUUCUGAUGAAGAAAACUGCGGUCCAUGCAACUUUGAAAAAGACAUGUGCUUGUGGACAGAUGAAGGAAGUGCAUUCAGAUGGGCAAGACAACAAGUAUCCAAAGUACCUGGCAUUGAACCAAAUGUAACCGAUCAUACAAAUCAGUUAUCUGAUAAUGGUUACGUUGCUAAUUUUAUUGUAGGAGAUGGAAUUUUUGAUAAUAAAGCAAUCCUUCAGAGUCCUGAUUUACCAUCAAUCUCGUCUCAUUGUGAAAUAAAGUUUUGGUAUUACAAGCGUAAAAAUAUAAGAUUUCAGUUAAGUCUAAAACGUAGAAUAAGCCGUUUACGUUACGCUAUCGUAAAAUCAGAAUUUAAUCUCCUUGAUAAUAAAUGGACAGAAUUUGUAUCAAAGAUUCCAGAAAAUCGUAAUACAACUUCUAUUCAAAUAAUAGCACAACCAUAUAAGUUUAAUAGAAGAAAUAAACAAAUAUUUAACAAUACUCUUUUCAUAGAUGACAUUAGUUUAUUGAAUUGUAAUCCUAAAGUACUAAUUGCAGACUGUAAUUUUGAUACAGAUUUUUGUUUUUGGAAACAUGAUAAAAAAGCUGAUUUUAAUUGGUUAAGACAUAACAGUACAACAUUUGCUAAUUUUACUGGUCCAACAACUGAUCAUACAACUGGAACAGGUCAUUACAUAUAUUUAGAUCAAUUCGGAAGAGGAAGAAAUAAAAUUGCACGAUUAAAAAGUCCUCUAUUGGCUGCUUCUUCACCUGAAGGCGCUUGCUUUUCAUUUUGGUAUCAUAUGUAUGGAAAACAUAUUGGAACUUUAUCUAUAAAUAUUGAAACUUUAACAGAACGUUAUACAGGCUGGGAAAAAACACGUAAUCAAGGUAAUAAAUGGAUGAGUGCAGAAAUACCUAUUAAUACAACUGAAGAUUAUAAUAUAUAUAUAACUGGUAAGACAAGAAGAGGCGGUCAAGGAGAUAUUGCUGUUGACGAUGUAAAAUUGAUAGAUAGUCCUUGUCAUCAAACAACAUUAUGUGAUUUUGAACAAGAUUUCUGUGGCUGGAAAUAUAAAUUUAAUAAUACGGUAGACUGGAUAAGAAGCACUGGAGAGAAGCCAUUUAAUGAAGAGAAACCAGAAACAGAUCAUACUAGAAAUACAGUUAAUGGAAAAUUCAUUUAUAUGUCAAAUGCUAGUUUUGGUGAGCGUAGUAAACUAGUGUCUCCUUAUUAUAAUAAUAUAGGAGAAUCUUGUAUAGAACUGUGGUAUAAUAUGUUUGGUUACGACAUUGGGACUCUUGGAAUUUAUCAACGCACUGAUUCUGAAAUUCGCUUGAAAAAUGAAAUUCCUAUAUUUAGUAAAGUAGGAGAUCACAUGCAUCAUUGGAGAAAGGGACAAGUUACGCUUGAAGCUUUAGACAGAUAUUACAUUGUUAUUGAAGCAAGAAGAGGAAAUGGUAAAAAAGGUUAUAUUGCAAUUGAUGAUAUAAAACUUACAGAUAAUGAAUGUUCAAAUGUAGUCUCAUGUAAUUUUGAAAAAGAUACUUGUGGUUGGUCAGUUGACACAGAUGUUUCUAAUAUUGAUUGGAUUCGUCGUACAGGUCUCGAUACAAAUUUUGGAGCAGGUCCAAUAAAGGAUCAUUCAGUUACUUCUGUUCAAGGUCAUUACAUGUAUGCAUAUCUUACAGAUCAAGAAGAGAAUAUAUAUUCACGUUUAAUAAGUGAAGAUAUUGAAUUAAAAGGCAGUUUUUGUUUUAGUUUCUGGUAUUAUAUGUUCAACACUAAAGCUAGUUCAUUAAAUAUAGAGACGUAUUCACCAAGCACAGGUUGGGACUCUGUUUAUAACAUAUCAGAUACUACCAACAAUUGGAAUUAUACAGAAAUUGAUAUAAGUACAGAAGAAAUUGAUAACUUUUUCAUUAUAGGAAUGUCAGCUGUUACAUAUAUAGCUCAAGACAAAAUUGAUAGAGGCAUAGCAAUUGAUGAUAUUGUUUUUUCAGAGCAUAAAUGUGGGACAAUAGUUACAACAAUUUCAACAACUUUUACACCUAUAACUACAAUGAAACCCUCAAAUCUUGAUUGUGAUUUUGAAAUUGAUUUAUGCCAAUGGGAAAAUCCUAAAGAUAGUUAUUACAAAUGGGAAAUAAAAACUGGUCAUUCUGAUAUAAAAUCAACUCUUCCAAGAACAGAUCAUACUACUAAGUCAACUCAAGGACAUUACAUAGUAGUAGAUCAUAAUUCUAAAUAUCGUAGAAGUAUAGUUGGUCUUGUUACGAAAAAUACUUUAGAAAUAACUUCCGAUGGAGCCUGUAUCCGAUUUUGGUAUUAUAUUUAUGGAAGUGACAAAAAAUCUUUGACAUUUUUAUUAAAGGAAGGUAACUCUAAUAAUGUUACAAGUUAUUGGACUAAAUCAGCUUCAUCAGGGCCAACAUGGAAUUAUCAACAGGUGCAUAUAAAUGAUAUAGGAUCCUUUUUUCUUAUGUUUGAAGGUCAAGCAACAUUGUAUAGUGACGUAGCUUUAGAUGAUAUUAAAUUUAAUUAUGGUAACUGUCCGUCGGAAGUAUUAUGUACAGUAGAAAAUGGUGGAUGCGGAUUCCAUAAUUCUAUUGAAGAUGAGUUUAAUUGGGCUGUUGGUCAAGCAAAAUUAUCAUAUCCAAAAGGUCCAAAAGUAGAUCAUACAUAUGGUACUGAACUUGGUUCAUAUUUCUAUAUCAAUACUACUGAACAGAUGAAAUCUAAUAUGGUUGCGAAAUUAGAAACUGGUGUAUAUUCUCCUGAAAAAAAUUGCCUGAGAUUCUGGUAUCAUCUAAUGGGUAGCAAUGUUGGUACAUUAAUGGUACUUAUUAAAUAUAGUAAUACUAUUAAACCAUUAUGGAAUGAAGAAGGUGAUGAAGGAGAUGAAUGGCAUGCAGCACAAGUAAGCUUUGAACCUACCUCUUCUGAACCAUUCAAAUACGUGUUUCAAGCUGUAACAGGAAAGUCUCCAAACAAUGGUACAAUUGCUAUUGAUGAUAUUCAAAUAUUAGAAAAUUGUGAGCCUUUAGGUGACUGUAAUUUUGAGGAAGAUACUUGCUUGUGGAUGAAUGAUCCUUCUGUUUCAUUUGAAUGGCUCAGAGGUUCUGGAGAAAUAUUUAAUAAAGGUACAAAUAUAGAUCAUACUUUCCAAACACAAUUUGGAGUUUAUCUGUACGCAUAUUACAAUAAUCAGUAUAAACAAACCUUAUCUGCACGAUUAUUAUCACCUUUCUUAACUUCAAAAAAACAAUAUUGUUUUAGCUACUGGUUUUAUAGAACAGGAACCGUACUUCCAGCUCUUAAUUUGACAGAAUAUUCCAAGGCAGACAAUACAAACCACAUAUUAAAUCACUGGACCUUGGAACCUGGUGAUAAAUGGCAAUAUGGUCAAGGUUAUAUAAAUGACACCUCAAUAUUAAAAGGAAAAUUCAGAUUAAUAUUUGAAGUUUCUUUUACUGCUUCACUUCAACAGUUUGUUGCUUUAGAUGAUUUUGUUUUGUCUGAAAAUGCUUGUAAAAAAUAUAAUCCUGAUCCUCCUGAAUUUUCUUGUGAUAAUGAAGCUGUUAGAUUUUCUGGUGAUGAAAUGUGUGAUUUCUAUCAAAACUGUAAAGACAAUAAAGACGAAGCGUUAUGCGGAACCGAAUGUGAUUUUGAAAAGAGUCUUUGUAAUUGGGAAACAGAACCAGGUUAUGUGACUUGGAAGAGAAUAGAAGCAAGAUAUUCACGAUACCCUCCAUUCAUUGAUCACACGCAUUUGUCACCUGAUAAAGGUUAUUAUGUUUCAGUAAACUCAAUGUACAAUAAUUAUUAUUCUUCUUCUUAUUUCAAAAGUCCUACUUUAAGAUUUUCAUCGGCAACAUGUAGACUUAAUUUCUGGUUUUAUAUGCUAUCAGAUUCUAGAGCUGCCUUAAGUGUUCUAAUAAAACAAAAAACACAUCAGAAAUUUACUGAAGUGUUUAAUAUAAGAGGUAAUCAAAGUGAUAUAUGGCAUCAGGGAGAGGCUGUAAUUGGAAGAAUUGGUGGAGAUUUUAUGGUGUAUUUUUCUGGUAGUCAGCGAUAUUAUGUAGGAGGUUUAGCUAUUGACGACUUAGAGUUUUUCGAUUGUGCUCGUCCCGAAAUUACUUCUUGUGACAAUGAGGCAUUUCAGUGCCUUCGAGGAAAUUGCAUUAGUAAUGAUUUAUUGUGUGAUUAUAAUGAUGAUUGUGGUGAUUAUUCUGAUGAAAAUCUUAAAACUGCUAAUUGUGAUGAUUUUCCAGCACGAUGUCAUUUUGACAAUGGUGAUAUGUGUGAUUGGAUAGUACAUACAGAAACCACUCAGUUUACAUGGAAAAUUGGCCCUUCAUAUAAUUAUCUUAUUUCAAAUGUGGGUAGAGAUCAUACUUUAAAUUCUGUUUAUGGAAAAUAUAUUUACUUUUAUGCACGCGGUGUUGAAGGAGCAGAAGCACAGUUAAGAAGUCCAAUUAUGAUUAAAUCGGGAAAUGAAUGUAAAUUCCGUUUUUUCUACACUUAUGCCAGGACUUUUACGCACCUAAAAUAUGAUGAUUAUCGAGGUCAAGGACCAUUGACAGUUUAUACUCGACAAGAUCAAGAAGGAUCCUGGAAUAUAGAGUGGACAACAUCGACAAUAUUUGGACAGUAUUAUGAAAAAGCCAUAAUUGAUCUCAGUCAUAUUAGUGAUGCUUUUGAAGUAAUUUUAGAAGGUGUAAGUGGAACAGAUGAUGGUGCAUGGAUUAUUGAUGAUUUAUCGUUUUCUUCAGGGUGUAGUAAAAUCAAUGAAACACUCCCAACAUUAAAACCGACAGAAGUUAUAAAACCUGAACCAUGUGACAAAUACAAAGAAUUUGCUUGUGAUAACGGUGAAUGUAUUGAUAUAGCAUUUUUGUGUGAUUUUAUUCCCCAAUGUAAAGAUUCUUCAGAUGAAAGUAAAUGUGGAACAUGUACAUUUGAUGAUGAUAAUAAUCCUAUGUGUGGUUGGAAAGAAAAAAGUUUAGGAAGUUAUAAAUGGCUUCGUCAAAAUGGAAAUCAAGGUUAUGGAAUAUCUAAUGAUGUAUCUCUUAAUGGCUAUUUUAUGUAUGUUUCAAGAAGAGGUAGUGGUCAAGCAAAAUUACAGUCACCAACAUUUCCUUUUGCAUCAGGAUCAUGUUCUAUAGAAUUUUAUUAUUAUUUUUAUAACGUUUUUGAGGGUCAGGGUUCUCUUCGUCUCAGUUUAACCCAUAGUAAAACUAUUGAUUUGUGGAAAGAAAAUCGCGAUAAAGGAAAGCAAUGGAAUAAAUUUAGAGUGUCUGUCGGUAGCCAGGAUAGUAAUUGGUAUUUAAGUUUUAUUGCAACUCACCUGCGAAGUGGAGGAGAUAUAGCUAUUGAUGAAAUAUCAUUCGUUAAUUGUGGAGUACCAGAAAGUAGUGUUUGCAAAGAAGGUGAAUUUAAAUGUCAAGAUGGAGGUUGCAUAUUAAAUGAUAAUAAAUGUGAUUUUAAUAGGGAUUGUGGCGAUGGUUCAGAUGAAAUAAAUUGCGUUGAUUAUCCAGAAAGAUGCGAUUUUGAAAAUGGACUUUGUCAUUGGAAUCAUGAAAGUGGAUUAUUUCAAUGGACUUGGUUUUCAGGAAGAACAUUAUCUGAAGGAACAGGUCCAGAAAGAGAUCAUACAUAUGGAAAUGCAUCCGGUCAUUAUUUAUAUAUAUCUUCCAUAUCUCAAGCAAUAAGACGUACAGCUUCGAUUUCUAGUACAACGUUUUUACCAACUAGUACUAAAGGUUGUCAGAUUCGAUUAUGGUACCAUAUGUAUGGUGAAGACAUAAGUACUUUAACUUUAUAUAUUCGAGCAGAUGAAGGUACAAAAUUGAAUAAAUUAACAAAUGUGUCAGGUGAACAAGGUGAUGAAUGGAAACGACUAAGUGUAGUUAUUUCUUUUAAACUUAAUUUUAAAGUAAUAAUUGAGGGUAGACAAGGAGAUGGACCACGUGGUGAUAUUGCAAUUGAUGAUAUUUCUUUUACACCCGAAUGUACUCCAUUAUAUACAGUUGUUACUACACCUGUUAUCACUGUCCAACCACCUGGCAGAUGUGGUAUAAACGAAUUUACUUGCGAUGACAAAUCUUGUAUUCCUAUAAGCAAAGCGUGUGAUUUUAAAAAAGAUUGCCCGUAUGGUGCCGAUGAAAGAAUGUGUCCUUCUAAAUGCGACUUUGAAGAUAAUUCAUUGUGCGGUUGGACUAUUUCCAAAGAGAAACCAGAUGAUGUUUUUUGGAAUAUUACAACAUUUAAGAAUAAUGGAUGCUUAGGUGACGAACCAACUGAAGAUUACCUGAAUUCUACAGAUAGCAAAUAUUUAUUAAUGUGUUGCAAGUCAUGUCAAGAUAGAUGGACUCCUGGUAAAGGUAUCAUGAGUCCAGAAUUUUCAAUAUCAGCAGGAACUUGCGUAAUAAACUUUUGGUUGUAUUUUGUUGGAAACGCAAAUUCAUUCGGUUUAAAAAUAUCUAGUGUAGAUAUUGAAGAGAUAAUUUGGGAGAAUGCUGAUCCAACUCUUUCAGGUAGAUGGAUAAAUGAAAUCAUUGGAAUAGGAGGAAGAAUGGAGCCAUUUAGUUUAUCAUUCAGUAGAGUUAGUGUGUAUAGUACAAAUGAAAUAUUUGCAUUAGAUAAUAUAAAAUUUGAAAAUUGUUCAUAUCCAAAAGAGGAAAAGAAUUGCCCCGUUUCUAAAUUCUAUUGUCGAAAAAGUAAAGCAUGUAUUGACAGAGAUUUAGUAUGUGAUCUAUCAGAUGAUUGUGGUGAUGGAUCAGAUGAAAAUGGAUGUUAUCAAGAUUUCCUAAUCUCAUUUGAAGAGGGCCUGAAAUUCUUUUACCAAGAUAAAAACGACGACAUUGACUGGGAUUUUGGCAAUGGAGUUUAUAAAAAUCGUCUUAAAUAUAAAACUGGGCCCCCGUUUGAUCACACUUAUUUCUUAGACAAAGGAAAUUAUAUUUUUAUUACAAGCGAAACAUCAUCACCGAAUAAAAUAGCACGUUUGAUAUCUGAUGUGUUAGAAAUAACUCGAAAUGGAAUGUGUUCUUUAAGAUUUUAUUAUUAUAUGUUUGGUAAAUUAGUAAGUGAUUUGAAAGUUUAUAUCAGGACAUUGAAUAACAGAUAUUCCAAACCUGUUUGGUUUGAGAAAGGAUCAAGAGGUGAUUAUUGGAAACGAUCAUCUAUUCAACUGAAUGUUACUUCUCCUUUUCAAAUUGUUAUUGAAGGAAAAACUGGUGACAGAUAUGAAGAUGUAAUUGCUCUUGAUGAUAUAUCUCUAAGAGGAGACUGUGAAAUUACUUCAAGAACGUCACUUUCGGGCUGGACUGAGACUACUCCUUCAGGAAUAAAAACAACAUUAAGACCAGGAGAAUGCCCACAAGGCUAUUGGUAUUGCUUGGCUGAUAAAUAUUGUAUCAGUGAACAAAGAAAAUGUGAUUUUAGAGUAGACUGUAGUGACGGAAGUGAUGAAAAUGAGUGUGUAAAACCAAACUGCACAUUUAUAAAUAAUAACUUAUGUGGAUGGAAAAUAAAAAUCAGAUCAAAACAAAGAUAUAAAAGAGAUAUAAAUGAUAAUAUAUUCACUUGGACUGUCACCAAAGCAAGUGAUAGCAAAAUAAAAAUUAUUUCUUAUAGCUUUGUGACUUGUUCACUGGACAUAAGGACUUAUUAUAAAUUACUGUUGAUAAUUACUUCAAGAACGUCACUUUCGGGCUGGACUGAGACUACUCCUUCAGGAAUAAAAACAACAUUAAGACCAGGAGAAUGCCCACAAGGCUAUUGGUAUUGCUUGGCUGAUAAAUAUUGUAUCAGUGAACAAAGAAAAUGUGAUUUUAGAGUAGACUGUAGUGACGGAAGUGAUGAAAAUGAAAUUACUUCAAGAACGUCACUUUCGGGCUGGACUGAGACUACUCCUUCAGGAAUAAAAACAACAUUAAGACCAGGAGAAUGCCCACAAGGCUAUUGGUAUUGCUUGGCUGAUAAAUAUUGUAUCAGUGAACAAAGAAAAUGUGAUUUUAGAGUAGACUGUAGUGACGGAAGUGAUGAAAAUGAGUGUGUAAAACCAAACUGCACAUUUAUAAAUAAUAACUUAUGUGGAUGGAAAAUAAAAAUCAGAUCAAAACAAAGAUAUAAAAGAGAUAUAAAUGAUAAUAUAUUCACUUGGACUGUCACCAAAGCAAGUGAUAGCAAAAUAAAAGAUCAUCCUGAAGCAGAUUCUAAAGGAAAUAAAACUGGUUGGUAUGUCAUUGCUGACAGCAGUCGUGGACAAAAAUCAGAUAUUACUACUUUGGAGACUCCAUUUAUAUCUAGAACUCAUGCUCAGUGCAAAUUUCGAUUGUGGUAUUAUUGCGAUAUAUUACAUUGUCCACUGACAAUUCAGUCAAGUUCAGAAAUUAUGGAUGGCCUAUCUCAGAGUCAGCCAUGGUAUCCUGAUUUAACAGGUGAAAGCUUAAAACCGGCAAGUCAGUGGCGUCAAGCUAAUAUUUAUUUAAGCAAUGCAGUUAAAUCAAAAAUGGAAAUUCAAGCAACGAAAGUAUACGAUACUUCAAUAGCCAUUGACGAACCUUCCUUUGAUCAAUGUGAACCUCCUGCUGCUAUAAAAAAGGAUAAAACACAAUGUGAUGAAGAUAUGUUUACAUGUAAUAAUAAAGAAUGUAUACAGAAUUCAUUAGUAUGCGAUUUUUCAAAUGAUUGCACUGAUGGCAGUGAUGAAUCGGAUGCUUUCUGUGAAGAUUUUUACGAAAGAUGUUCGUUUGAAAAAGAUAUUUGCAGUACAUGGGAAGUAGAAGCUGGGACUAACAAAUAUUGGAAAUUAUUUAAACAAAAUGAUUAUGUGUCUGCUUUUCUGCCAAAAACUGACCACACUAAAGUGGGACAAGGAAGUUAUCUUGCAAUUGAAAAGGAAUAUUCAUCUCCAGAAGUAGGGAAGGCUCGUCUUGCAUCUUAUGUUAUAAAAGGCUCAUCUGGAAAUAAUUGCUUUGUGAAAUUUUGGUUUAAUCUUAUUGGACAAAAUAAUUCUCUUAACGUAUAUCGUCGUAACAGUUACUCCGAAACUGGCUUAAAAUUACUUUCUUCCUACAAAGAGAAUACAAAGAUAUGGGAAAGUAGUGAAAUUAAGUUAACAGAUCAAGAAAACAACUAUAAGGUAGUCUUUGAGGGAAAUCUUGGCUCUGGAAUUGGAAGUGUUGGUUUAGACGAUUUAUCAAUAUCCCGUUCUUGUCAAAAAUCUGAAGAUAAUUUGCCCGGUGAACCAAUUGGCACUCCUCCACCGUAUACUGAUUGCGGUCCUGAUAAAUUUCAAUGUCAAAAUGGAAACUGUUACGCUCGAGAACAGCGGUGUAAUUUUGCUGAUGAUUGUGGAGAUGGAACCGAUGAAGCAGACUGUGGAACUGAUUGCGAUUUUGAAGAUGGUACAUGUGGAUGGUAUAAUCCCAAAGGAUAUUCAGCACAAUGGAUUAUUGCAACGCCGAGUGAUAUACAGUCACGCAUUAGUGGUCCUAAUGUUGAUCAUACCUUUAGAAAUGAUUCGGGACACUUUAUAUAUCCUGGAGAAGGAAGUUUUUCAAAACCAACAGAUGUGGCACAGCUCCAUUCUAAAGUUUAUACCAAAUCAGCAAUUUCUUGUACUAUUAAUUUCUGGUAUCAUAUGUAUCAUAGAAAUUUAGAAAAAAUUGGUAAUCUUCGUAUAUUAGUGAAAACUACAAACAAUGAUAAAAAGAUUUUAAGUAUUUGGGAUCGUUCUGGUAGUCAAGGAAGUAGAUGGCACGAAGGAGUUGCAGAAAUCAAUAAACAAGAUGAUUUCAGUGUUAUUAUAGAAGCAAAUCGUGGUACUGCAAGCAAAAAUUUUGUAUCAAUUGACGAUAUUGAAUUUAAAAGUUGCAGUCAAGAUUAUGUACCAGUGGAAUGUAGUUUUGAUGAAUGGAUGUGUAAGAAAAUACCACAGUGUAUUAAAAAAUGGCAGCGCUGCGAUAAAUCUUUUGAUUGUAAAGAUAAAACAGAUGAACUGAAUAAUUGCAAUAAACAAAAAGGUGACUGUGAUUUUAAUGAUGAGAAUUGGAUUGAAAGUUGUAAAUGGGAACACUGGCCAGAAAAGAGUUUUAAAUGGUCUCGUGCAAGUGAAUCACCGAGUAAAAAGACAGGCCCUCCUUAUGAUCAUAGUAUAAAUGUUAAAGGUUACUAUUUAUAUAUAGACAGUGGUAAUCAUUCUAUAGGAGAUUCUGCAGCUGUGUCAACACAAAGUUUACCUGCAAGUAGAGAAAAAUGUCACUUAAGAUAUUGGUAUUUUAUGUAUGGCUCUAAAUCAAUGGGAAAACUAACAGUGUCGAUUUAUGGAAAUAAGGGACAAAUUAUUCCAGUCAAUACAAUCAGCGGUCCUAUUGAAAAACAAUGGAAAUAUGCUCAUGCCAAGAUUAACAGUGUUCAAGACUAUAAAAUUGUAUUUGAAGGUUUUGUUGGAGGAGAUGAGUAUACAGAUAUUGCAAUUGAUGAUGUUUCUUUCACAGAAGAAUGUCAAGAAGGGGGAACAGCUAUAAUUCCAACUGGUGUACCAUCUCUCUGUGACAAAGCAGUACAUUUUACAUGUAGAGAGAUUCCCCAAUGUAUAUCCUCAGAAUGGCUUUGUGAUUGUUAUUCAGAUUGUAAAGAUGGAAGUGAUGAACAAGAUUGUGAUAUUGAUUGUACAACAUUAUUAACCGAGUCACCAUCAUCUACUAUUCCAAUGGGAAGUACGACGAAAUCUGUUCGUCCAACCGGAAAAACAACAACAACAACAGAAUCAAGUCCUACUACACCUGUCACACAUACAACAUUUCGUCCAACUGUGAAUUGCAAGAAAAAUGAAUUUGAAUGUGGAGACAAAACUUGUAUUCCGAGAAUCUAUCUCUGUGAUGAAUAUGAAGAUUGUAAUGAUGGUUCGGAUGAAAAAGGAUUUUGUUCAAAAGUACAGUGUAAUCAAAGCAAUUAUUUUUGUCAUGACCUUCACUGUAUACGAGAAGAACUGAUUUGUGAUGGAACUAAACAAUGUUCUGACGGUUCCGACGAGAGUAUGUGUGAUCUUACAGAAUGUCCACCUAAUUACUGUCAGAAUGGUGCUACAUGUAAACUCAAUACAAAGAAUUUUCCAAUUUGCAGUUGUAAACCCAGUCAUAUUGGUAAAAGAUGUGUGAAAACUGCUGAAAUUAAAGAUGAAAUUAAAGAUAAUGUUAAAGAAAGCAAAGCAUGGAUUGCCGGAGUUGUGAUAGGAACCCUACUACUUGUCGCAAUGGUCCUUCUGAUAUUAAGAUACUGGAGAAAGAGGCAAACAGAUACUUCAUCUUCAUUACGCACAGUAGAUAAUCCCGUUUAUGGAAUGACCAUAGAUAAUUUUAGUUUUGGAGAAUUAGAUACUCAAGUACCUGGACCACAUGAUACAGAACUAAAAACGUUAGGACUAGAAAAUCCUUUAUAUCAAAAAUAUUAGUUAAUGUAUAUAGAAAAAAAUCAUUGAAGUGUUAUUUGUCAAGCAAAUAUUUUGUGUCAUUUAUGUAUGCUGAACAUCAUCACCAGCAUUUUUGUAUUACCAUACAUUGUAUUUUUUCAUUUUUUGGAAAAUGAUAUAUAUUUUUGAAAUAAAUUAUAUUUAGCAAUGUUAAUUUAGAUUUGCAUAGUAGUACU
Messenger RNA from Centruroides sculpturatus (bark scorpion), 19596 nucleotides. Its product is annotated as MAM and LDL-receptor class A domain-containing protein 2-like. The record is from RefSeq and is a predicted model, not a curated record. Lineage: Eukaryota; Metazoa; Arthropoda; Arachnida; Scorpiones; Buthidae. Gene Ontology annotation, cellular component: membrane. Gene Ontology annotation, molecular function: protein binding. The transcript has 71 exons. Bases 116 to 19402 code for a protein of 6428 amino acids.